GCGUAUGUAGUGAUAAGAUUAGAUUUAAUAACGGUUAACAGUGUAUUUAUUAAAUGCAUCAUAUUUACUCGGAUGUCAGUAUAUGAAAUAAUUGUGACCAUAGAUUUGGAAAUAAUAUAAGCGGUAAGAAGUGGUGGCGCUAAAUUUGUCGCGUUUUGUUAAUUGGCGUAUAUUGGAUGGCGAUACAAAAGAAUGCGGGACUUUCGCAUAUAUCAAGGGAAAUGUAGUUUUCACCGGGUUUAAAGAUACCCUAUGUCCUCCAGCCUCUGAAUUAUUUGUAUGUUCGUGAAUAUUUCGAGAAGAUUCAAGAGAUCUUAUUCAAAGCGUUUAAGUGGACUACUGUGGACAGUGUUGUGCAAUCAAAGACAAAUCUGCUCUGAACUGUGCCAAGCUUGCAACUCGAACACUCGAGAUCUAGUGAAAGUCCGUAAUUUCCUCUAUUUGUGUGGGAGAGUCCGAGCAAAGUGGAAAACAAAGAAGAGCUUAGAAACAAUGGACCACCUGUUCCGGCAGCGGAGGAUUAGCGUACCCAAGCGGACGAGCGAACUUGUGGCGUUGGUGGCGGUAUCUUGCACCCUGUUCCUGUUCCUCCACACUCGGGACCUGAGCACCAAGCUGCGCCGCAUGCAGGGCCGCCUCAACGAUGACGUCACGGCGUUCAACCACCUCACUGAAAGACAAACAGAUCACGUGUUCGCUUCCGCUCAGGAAUACAAGGAGGCUUUGGAAGCGAUACGAAGACACACCGGUGUUGAGCGCAGUAAACCACAGCGAACACUAGAGGCAGAACAAGAAGAUUCUCAGCAAGACAUAGAGGACGAUUACGUAGACGAGUUGGUGGUGCCCGAGCCCUGGGAGCUGAACAACACGGCGAGAGCGGGCGUGGAGACCAUCUUCUUCAACAGGGUGCCCAAGGUCGGCAGCCAGACUUUCAUGGAACUGCUUCGCCAGUUAGCAUUGAGGAAUUCGUUUGGGUUCAUACGCGACUCAGUUCAGCGGGUGGAAACCAUCCGGCUGUCUCCUCCAGACAGGCAGGUGCUCGCCAACCUGAUCUCCGCGUACACACCACCAGCCUCGUACAUCAAGCAUGUCUGCUACACUAAUUUCAGCAGUUUCGGGCUCCCAACUCCUAUCUACAUCAACGUGGUUAGGGACCCAGUGGAACGUAUCAUCUCCUGGUAUUACUACGUGAGGGCGCCCUGGUACUAUGUUGAGAGGAAACGGGCCUUCCCGGACCUCCCCCUACCGGACCCCGCCUGGUUGAAAAAGGAUUUCGAAACGUGCGUGCUGAGCGGAGACCGCGAGUGCCGUUUCAUAGAGGGCGAGACUCAUGAGGGCAUCGGAGAUCAUCGACGCCAGACACUGUUCUUCUGCGGACAUGAUCCAGAGUGCCUACCAUUCAACAGCGAAGAAGCGUUACAACGCGCGAAGCGCGUGGUGGAACAAGAGUACGCCGUAGUAGGUGUGCUAGAAGAUAUGAAUGCUACUCUUCUGGCUUUGGAGCGGUACAUACCACGCUUCUUCACUGGAGCCACGCAGCUUUACUGGGACGGGCUAACCGCAUUCAACCGCAUCAACCGCAACGCUUUCAAGCCGCCAGUUUCAGACGCCGUCAAACAGAUAGUCCGAGCCAACUUCACCAGGGAGAUUGAAUUCUACGAGUUCUGCAAGCAGAGGCUUCACAUGCAGCUGCGAGCUUUGAGGGACCCCACGAUAAAACUACCAACACCCAGGACUAGAAGACGAAGGGCCCAGAAGAGGUCCAUAGGUAGACGCUAAUUCCACACAGCCAUUUGUUGACUGAAUGUUAAUUUUAAAGUUAAAUGCAUUGUCGCAUUUCUUCGCAACGGGUGUUAUGUUGGUUCUCGUUUAUGUCAUGAAUUGGACACACAUUCUCCCAUCAGAUUGGGAAUGCCAAUCUUAGAAUUGAAUUAUUAAGAUUUUUGUGGCUAAUACGUUAAGAAAUUACGGCUGUUUCCCCAAAACUAUUGUGUUAAAGAGGUGUUAUACGUAUCGAAAUUGUACUGCGAUUUUUGAUCAGAAAUUACUCGUCCUUUUCCUAAACCACAAUUUCCGUAAUUGAUAUACUUAUGAGAAGUACUUAAGUAAAAACGUCCAUAAAAUAAUUUGUCAGGGAAUUUGACAUUUCCGAGCUGUAUUUAGUAAAGGUUUUAAUGCGAUGGUGCAUUUGUUCUAGUUUUAUCGGGUCCCCUAGAUUAAGAUACCAUGUAGUGUGUCUAACCGACGAUAUACGGUAAAUAAAUCAGCUUGGAAGAUAUAUUACAGGCAACUGAGUGCGGGCAACAGAGCUGAGAGCUCUAACAGCUUGAAGAUAUAUUUUUAAUUCAGACAAUAGAAUAAUGAUCCAACCUUUGUUAGGCUCCCGAAUUCAUUGAGGUCAGACGUAGGUCGCUCCAUUACGGAACAAAGAAAGGAAGUUUGGUGAUUUUCCAUUUUUGGAUAGUUUUCAAGUGAAGUCCGGUCUUUUCCCUGGGGAAACUCAAUCGGGUCACACAACAAAAGGAAGGUAGGUGAUAGGUUUCCCUGUAGGCUGCAUAAAGAAGACUAACCAUAGUUGCUAAUAUAAUAGUUUACUUCUAUUUUCUGUUAACGUGAGUGGUUAGUGCAAUAGUAACAAAAUGUAUUAAGUGGCUAGUUCAGCGAACUUUAUUUAAUUAAGUGUAUCUUUGUUAAACUAACGUGUACUUUUUAUGUUAUUAGAUAAGUUAUUUAUACAUUAUUUAUAGUCACAAUAAAGCCAUGAAUCUACCGCUUUGAGGCUAUAAAAUAACAUACAAGAAUACCUACGAUACGAUCCACAGACACUUUGUUUUCAAAGGGUACCAAAUUUCAAAAGUAUCAAUAUUUCGAAUAAUUGGCUGUGACAGUUGGAGAGACAACAAAAAUUUGUUUGAUCCUAUAAGGGAUCUGUAUUGUUCAUUUUGAGAACCGUUCCACAAAGU
Messenger RNA from Amyelois transitella, 2963 nucleotides. It is a transcript of the gene pip, whose product is annotated as heparan sulfate 2-O-sulfotransferase pipe. Gene Ontology annotation, molecular function: sulfotransferase activity. The transcript is spliced from 11 exons. The record is from RefSeq and is a predicted model, not a curated record. Bases 280 to 1779 code for a protein of 499 amino acids. NCBI's taxonomy places the organism in Eukaryota, Metazoa, Arthropoda, Insecta, Lepidoptera, Pyralidae. Gene Ontology annotation, cellular component: membrane.